Messenger RNA from Sodiomyces alkalinus F11, 1279 nucleotides. RefSeq lists its product as hypothetical. The record is from RefSeq and is a predicted model, not a curated record. The transcript is spliced from 5 exons. The coding region runs from base 50 to 973 and encodes 307 amino acids. NCBI's taxonomy places the organism in Eukaryota, Fungi, Ascomycota, Sordariomycetes, Glomerellales, Plectosphaerellaceae.
AUGACGAGCACAUACUGGAUAGCAAUCAUGAUGAUGGCAAUCAUGAGGAAUGAUUCGACGACUAAGCUUGGUCCUGUCCGGGAGGACGAGCUUACGAGCUACAUUCAGCGACACAUUCCACCCAACGCUCCGAACCCCCCCCCAGCGUGCCAGGCGGCAUUAUGUUACGAAGGAGAGUACUAACUGGGCCGAAGAACUGCGCCCUAUUUUCCGUGGACUAGAGCAAUCAACAAGGAAGGUGUUCUUGCUCACCCUCAAUAAAUCCUGGAUGGGAAAUACCGUGGGCCUCUACCUCAGAAAUUCCCAGGGUCCUGAGAAUGAAUGGAUUCGAGACCUUGCUCGAAAACGCUUCCAGACGAACUGCAACACAUGGAAGUCGCGCACGAUGUACAGUCUCAAAGCCCACGUCCUCAAGCUGGAGCGAGACUCUCCUGUCAUGUUCGGAAGAGAGAAGGACAUCAGGAAUUUACAAGAUUUCCUGAACAAGUCCUUUAAUCCCGACACAUUCGAAGUCCUUUUUGUCUUUUGUAGGGGCUGGAUUACCAUCGCGGGAAGUGACAUAAGAGUCCGACGCUGGUGCCUCUAUAUAUAUGUCGAAUUGUGCAUGACAAUCAAACGCCACCUUAUGUGGAAACGAGACAUCGCCUCGGGAGUCCCUACUGACACACGCACAAUGGACUGGCGGUGGUGUCUUAUGCGAUUUAGCAAAAUCCGACAUGCGGAACAGAGUCAACACUACGUCGUCGAUGAUAUCACCCUUGUUAAAUCGGUGAAAAGAUCGGAACUCCCUCGGUCGUCGAUGGAGAAGGAAGACUUCCUGGACUUUGAUGAGGAUGAAUUCGCAUUCAGGCCACGGGACCGCGACUUCGAGACCCAUUCGAUGAUUUUACCAUCGACUAAUCAGGGUAAUGCAUCGGGAGAGGGUGCCCAGGACAGCGACGAUGCUAUUCCCGAUGUCGCUGGUAUGCAGUAAUGUUUGCCUUGCUGUUUCUUUUUCCUGCACUUCUUUUUUCGGGUUGUAAAUGGCGGCGUUAGGGGACUCGGUUAUGGCGAUGAACGGUUAACCUACCUUGCAGAGAUAUGAUAUGGUGUUUUCUACUUUUAGGUAUGGGGGAUGUUAGGCGCUGGGGUUCACGACAUACCUUCUUAUGGUUUCCAAGAUUCGGACUACCCAUUUUACCAACAACUUCUAACAUUUGUUUUAUCAGGGACAUAACGGCUAUGGGUCAGGAGUUCGGUAGGCAGUCAGAUAUCAUACCUAUUUGCUCACAAUUAUAAU